UGGGAGCUGUCGCCAGCGGAGCGGUGCAGCCCACUGACUGAAAGGCACCAGACUGGUGUUUCGCUUUGCGCCGCGCUCUGCGCUUUGUGGAACAGCCGUGAGGAGGAGUACUCUAGAAUAUCCCGGCUCGGUUCAUCCCGUCCCUGGUCACCCUUCUGUGUUUAUUCCGAAUUUAUUUCGGGGCUUCUCUCAAGAUGACAGAAGAAAAAAGAAGUGGGCAUGUAAAGCUGGUAAUUGGCCAGCUUCCGUGGGAUUUGAUGUCACCUUUAGAUUGGUUCAACUGAAGAUGGAAACAUUGGAGUCUGAGCUGACCUGCCCGAUCUGCCUUGAGUUGUUUGAAGAUCCCCUGCUCUUGCCUUGUGCCCACAGUCUGUGCUUUAACUGUGCUCACCGCAUCCUGGUGUCUCACUGCUCCACCAGCAAGCCCCUCGAAUCCAUUUCUGCCUUUCAGUGUCCCACCUGUCGUUACGUCAUCACGCUGAAUCACCGCGGCCUGGAGGGCCUUAAGCGCAAUGUGACGCUGCAGAACAUCAUUGACCGCUUUCAAAAGGCCUCCCUUAGCGGCCCCAAUUCUCCCACUGAAAGCCGUCGCCUGCAGCCGCAGCGACCCUACACCGCCACCAUUAGCGGUACAAUAGCUGGAACGAUUGGCGGUGGUGGUGGCACAAGUGGAGGCAGCGCCCGUAGCAGCCCGGCCACUUCCAGCCACUCCCACCAGCACGCCAACCACACCAAUCACAUUAACCACACCAACGCUAACCACAGUCCAGCUGUUGUUGCUAAAAUGGAUCCACGGAUCAGCUGCCAGUUCUGUGAGCAGGAUCCACCACGUGAGGCUGUCAAGACUUGCGUCACAUGUGAAGUAUCAUACUGUGACCGCUGCCUGCGUGCAACACACCCUAACAAGAAGCCCUUCACCAGCCACCGCUUGGUGGAGCCAGUGCCAGACACCCACAUCCGUGGCCUGACCUGCCUUGAGCAUGAGAACGAGAAGGUCAACAUGUACUGCCUGGUAGAUGACCAGCUCAUUUGUGCCCUCUGCAAGCUCGUGGGACGCCACAGAGAGCACCAGGUGUCCUCCCUCACUGAACGUUUUGACAAGCUCAAGGCUUAUCAGGUGAGCCCGGGCAGAGUGUCAGAUGCAGUAAUGGAGGCUUCAAAGACAAGCGCUGCGCAAACUCUGGAGAACAACUUAACCAACUUGGUGAAGAGGAACAGUGAGCUGGAGAACCAAAUGGCCAAGCUCAUUCAAAUCUGUCAGCAGGUUGAGGUGAACACAGCCAUGCAUGAAGCUAAGCUGGUAGAGGAGUGUGAUGAGCUAGUGGAGAUCAUUCGUCAGAGAAAACAGGUCAUCGCUGUGAAGAUCAAAGAAUCCAAGGUGAUGAAACUGCGCAAGUUGGCUCAGCAGAUUGCAAACUGUCGCCAGUGUUUGGAGCGCUCCAGUGCCCUGAUCACACAGGCUGAGCAGAGUUUGAAGGAGAACGACCACGCCCGCUUUCUUCAGACUGCCAGAAAUGUCGCAGAAAGGGUUGCAAUGGCGACGGCUUCCUCGCAGGUGCUCAUCCCAGAUGUCAACUUGAACGAGGCGUUUGACAACUUUGCUCUUGACUUCUCCCGAGAGAAGAAGAUUCUGGAAGGAUUAGAUUACCUAACAGCUCCCAACCCUCCAUCUAUAAGAGAUGAGCUGUGCACCGCCUCCCACGACACCAUCACUGUUCACUGGACAUCUGAGGAUGAAUUCAGCGUCACUUCCUAUGAGCUGCAGUACACGAUCUAUACAGGCCAAACAAAUUUCAUCAGUCUGUACAACUCCGCAGACAGCUGGAUGAUCGUACCUAACAUCAAGCAGAACCACUACACGGUGCACGGCUUGCAGAGUGGCACCCGUUACAUUUUCUUCGUCAAGGCUAUCAACCAAGCAGGAAGUCGCAACAGUGAGCCAGCCCGCCUCAAAACCAACAGUCAACCUUUCAAGUUGGACCCAAAAACAGCCCACAAGAAGCUUCGUUUGUCCAAUGACUGUCUGACCAUGGAGAAGGACGAGAGCUCACUGAAGAAGAGCCACACCCCAGAGCGCUUCAGUGGAACAGGCUCCUAUGGAGCUGCUGGUAAUGUCUUUAUUGACAGCGGGUGCCACUACUGGGAGGUGCUACUCGGCGCAUCCACAUGGUAUGCCAUCGGGGUGGCUUACAAAUCAGCCCCAAAAAACGAAUGGAGCGGCAAAAACUCAUCCUCAUGGGUCUUCUCACGUUGCAACAACAACUUUAUGGUGCGGCAUGAUGGUAAGGAGAUGCUGGUGGAGGCGAGCCUGCAGCUGAGGCGGCUGGGUGUCCUGCUGGACUAUGACAACAAUUCACUGUCCUUUUAUGAUGCCAUGAAUUCCCAGCACAUUCACACCUUUGAAAUCUCAUUCCUUCUGCCUGUUGUACCCACUUUUAUGAUCUGGAACAAGUCAGUCAUGAUACUCUCAGGGCUACCUGUCCCUGAUUUUGUUGAUGGCGUGGCCUCAGAUCUUCAAGAGCAGCAACAGCAGCAAAUGGGGAUGUGCCGACAAGACUCGCCAUACUUGACCGGGAUGAAGACCUGCCACUGAGUGGUCGAGUGACUGAAAAUGUGAUUAAAACACUGACACGGUGGCUGAGUUCUGCUCUAACCCUCAUGAGUAAACUAGCUACUUUCUUACAAAUUUAAAAAGUUGCAAAUAUGCACAGCAGUCUGGAAAAAUGUCAGUCCUGUUAGUUUGUAGCCAUCCAAUAUUUUGCAAAUCCAUCACUGAAUGGGAACAAGGUCUUUUGACUGCAGACAUCAGUAUACGCCCUGCAGUCACUGGCAAAGAGAGCUUUGGUGUCCUGUAUUUUCAGGACCAUUUAAGGUCUUCCUUUUUCAUCUGUGUUUGACCCUAGGCAGAAGACCAAAGUGAGAAUCUUCGUGUCAGCCAUUUAAAGUUUGACGGUGCAGCACAUGAACAGGGAAAUUACUUAAUGUCUCAUCUGUAGUAGAUUUAAACAAAGAUAGAAAGGGAAAAGAAAAAAUACACAGAACAAUGAAUAGAAGUCAAUUUUUUUUAAAAAAAAAAGGAUAGAAAUCCACAUUUUGACAUUAUUUUAAACAUCUGCAAAAACACAGUUCUUCCAAAAGUAUUUCACUCGUGGUGUUUUGAUUACAGCAGUGGAAAGUGCUAAGACGCUGGUCCAUAAUCUCCCUUAUUUGGCAAACAGGUUUGAGAGCAGGUGGAUGUAAAGGCCUUAGCAUAUGAUUACCACACUUUUCAGACUUGUCAAACCAUUCAGUGACCCCCUCAUGCCCUAAGGAUCAGGCCACUGUUUAUCCCAAAAAAGUCCACCUUUAAUCACUCAGAAUAGCAUUGUCUUGAUUAUAAAUUACCCUUCUUUGCAAGGGGACAAGUAAACCCACACCUGCCAAUUACCCCACACAUCAUUUCAGAGCAUCUGGAACCCCUCAUUGUAGGGGUCAAUCAGUCGUGAUUUUUCUUUAGUUUGUCAUCUGUCUUGUAAUAUGAUAAAUUAUUGAUGCCACUUUCAUGUCUGUGAUUAUAGAGCAAGAGUUGGCCUUGUAGCAUAAAGACUGAAAGCUCUAACCUUCAAGUUGCAGCACUUAACGUUUUGUAAGACCAUAGGGUGUCAAAUUUACAUUUCCAUUUUGUUAGAUAUUUAACAAAAGUAUAACGUGAGAGUUGGGUAAACUGAGAUGCUGCCAGGCUGCACUGUUUCUGCACCAAAAAAAGAGCAAUUUUUUUUGUUUUGGAAGUUUGAUACCUACGAGGUUUACAAAAGUGCAUACAUUCUCUGGGAAGCAGCCAUAGUUGCACUCAAAAGUACAACAUCACAAAAGUUCUGUUUUGUUUUGACAUCUCUGCUUUCAUUCAUGAUAUUACCGGCCGUAAUAUCAUGUGUUUAGAAAUGC
Molecule: messenger RNA, 3924 nt
Organism: Archocentrus centrarchus (flier cichlid)
Lineage: Eukaryota; Metazoa; Chordata; Actinopteri; Cichliformes; Cichlidae
Gene: mid2
Product: midline 2
Exons: 11
Coding region: 287-2593 (768 amino acids)
Biological process (GO): protein localization to microtubule
Cellular component (GO): microtubule
Molecular function (GO): zinc ion binding; microtubule binding
Source: RefSeq, a predicted model, not a curated record